CCAACUUACUAAUCAGUCAGAAACACAUAGUGCUGAAGGAAGAAGCUGGUAGCGGAAGGGGUACAGGAGGACUAAUGGGCUGGGAGCUACCGGCAGGGAGAAGAGGGGGCCAAGUUAGAAAAGAACUCACCAUGUUCACAGUUCUGUUGCUAGCUGAUCCACGAGAAAAUACAAAGUGAAGGGCAAAGAUGAACCCCAUUUGGAAGUCCUUUGGUUUGAUGCUGUUGACCAUCCUGAUUAGCUUCCUAAUACCUGAAUCUAAAAACACACGAACUAUGGCUGCUCAGGCUCCAUCAAGCAACACUUCAACUACACAGAUGUCUCAACAAAUCAGCACCAAAGAGACCUACAAUAUGUCUGCACAGGUGGAUACCAAGACUGUCCUCUCCUGCUAUAUUCACCAAAUAAAACACCUAGUAAUGUUAAACUGGCAAAUACUCCUUAGGGACACAGUUCCCUGUAUCAUUGCUUAUAGAAAAGACACGAAUGAAACCAAGGAAACAAACUGCUCUGGUGAAGGAAUAAACUGGGAAUCCAGAGCUGACUGGGACCAUGAGCUUCGGAUAAACCCAGUGACUAUCGCGAAUGAUGGAGAUUACAAAUGUGAAUUUGUAACGCCUGAAGGGAAUUUCGAACGUUUUUAUCACCUCAGUGUGGUGGUUCCUCCUCUAGUAAACCUGUCUAACGAAGGGGAUGAGUCUGCUGUGUGCAAGGCUGCUGCUGGGAAGCCCGCUGCCCGGAUCACGUGGGUUCCAGAAGGAGUCUGCGUUACGAGCAAUGAAACUCAUGAUAACAGGACCGUGACUGUGACGAGCAGCUGUAGCUGGAAAAGCUUCAACGGGUCUCGGGCCACCUGCUUCAUUUCCCAUUUGACUGGGAAUAGCAAUUUGUCCAUAGAGUAUCAUGGUUUGCCAAAACCUCAAAAUCCAACCCUCCGUAUAAUUAUUACUGCUGUUUUCAUGGGCGUUCUGGCCAUUGUGGGAUUGGCUGUUCUUUAUAAGAAAUCCAAUGACUGCAGGAAUUGUAAAUCCUCCAAGCCAGAAGCUACUCCAUGUGUUGGAGAGGAUGAAGUGGAGCCAUAUGCCAGCUACACAGAGAAGAACAAUCCACUUUAUGAUACUAGGACUGAGGUGAAGAUUUCUAAAGCUUCACAAAGUGAAGACUUUGGGUUGGCGUUCCAGGGGGGACUCACCAGAUAGGACAGAUUAAUUGAGGUGCAAUUGAAUCCUGCUGCUGCUUGUGAUCUGGGAUUUCUGGGAAACAAUAUACUUCUGAAGCCUCCCAACGUCAGAGAUUCUGGAAAUGAGAGACAUGCUCCCUGAUAGUCAUCAGAAGUGAGAUUUUGGGAAACUUAACAGCUACCAGUUGGUGCUCUGAUGAACUGAUGGACUAUAGAGACAUUCCAGUAUUCAUCACUUCCUUACUCCCUUUCACUUAACUAACCUAAUUCAUAUACUUAAAUAAUAUAAUAAAAUACUGAACCUUUUAUUUAAUCAUU
Monodelphis domestica (gray short-tailed opossum) is the source of this 1498-nucleotide messenger RNA. Its product is annotated as cell surface glycoprotein CD200 receptor 1. Gene Ontology annotation, biological process: regulation of neuroinflammatory response. Gene Ontology annotation, cellular component: external side of plasma membrane. Gene Ontology annotation, molecular function: signaling receptor activity. NCBI's taxonomy places the organism in Eukaryota, Metazoa, Chordata, Mammalia, Didelphimorphia, Didelphidae. The record is from RefSeq and is a predicted model, not a curated record.